AUGAAGGUCCCUAACAAGGUGAAACACUUCACAUGGAAGGCAUGUAGGAACAUCCUGGCCACUAAGGAAAAUUUAUGGAGAAGGAAGGUCACUCAAGAGGGAAUGUGCGAGGAGUGUGGCGAUACGAUUGAGUCGGCAUCCCAUCUAUUCUGGUUUUGCAAACAAGCGCAGGCAGUGUGGUCUCACAGUAAGCUUGUCCUGCCUUUUACCAUCUCACAGUCAUGGGAGUUUAUUGAUGUAAUGGGUCAGUUGCUGAAGUGGAAGGAUGUCUACCUGGAUAUUAUGGAAAGGGCCAUGAUGAUAUGCUGGGGGAUUUGGAGGAACAGAAACGAGGUGAAGCAUGGUGGGAAACGAAAAACUGGUGUGGCUGUGAUUAAGUGCUCGCACUAUUCAUUAGAGUUCCAAACGGCGAAUGAGGUACGAAGCAAGCAGGAAGCUCUGACUCGGGAGGUGGUGAGAUGGACAGCUCCAAAGCAUGGCCAAUACAAGGUGAAUUGCGAUGCGGCAGUCUUCACUAGGAGCAGAGAGGUGGGUUUUGGCAUGAUCAUCCGUGACUGUGCUGGUUUGGUCAUUGCUGCUUUGAGUAAGAAAGGGAUUAGUCUUUCCAGAGCGGUGGAAGCGGAGGCGAAGGCGAUGGAAGUGGUUGUCCAGUUUGCAAAGGAUGUGGGGAUAAGGGAAGCAAUCUUCGAAGGUGACUUGCUUAUUGUGAGUGGAGCAGUCCAAGGCGGUGGUGAUGUUCCUUCCUCGAAUCCAAAACAUUGUCUGUGGCAUUACACAGGAACUUCAGACUUUUAG
This is a messenger RNA of Quercus lobata, 795 nucleotides long. RefSeq lists its product as uncharacterized. Gene Ontology annotation, biological process: regulation of DNA-templated transcription. NCBI's taxonomy places the organism in Eukaryota, Viridiplantae, Streptophyta, Magnoliopsida, Fagales, Fagaceae. The transcript has a single exon. The record is from RefSeq and is a predicted model, not a curated record. Bases 1 to 795 code for a protein of 264 amino acids. Gene Ontology annotation, molecular function: RNA-DNA hybrid ribonuclease activity; sequence-specific DNA binding.